AGAACGUUUUGAAACGAAGUGUCAUCCAGAUGUCAGUCUUGGCAAUCCUAUCUCGAGCUGGCAGCCGGUCUUUCAACGGGACGGUCAGUGUUGGAUAACGCACGUCACAUUUCUCCUCAACCUCCGCGAGCUGCUCACUUUCAGUUUGCGCUUUGCAACUUCGCAAGUGUCUCUCGGCUUGUCCGCUGGUGUGAUGUGAAAUACAGACUCCACGGCUCCUUUCGUGUUAAUUCUGCUCGAUGUUUGCUCAAAUGAGGGAAAUGAGAGUUUUGUUGGGUUUGUCGCUGCUUGUGCGGUUUGGAGAUACAGAGAACAUCACCUCUAUCACUGGCAGUAUGAUUGUCGCUAUUACUAAAUGACCUGCAGGCACACUAUCAUUCUGUUUGGAACUUUUGUGUUUCGUAGAAAAAAGAAAAUACAGAGGUUUUCAGAACAACAUGAGAUGGAUUUUGUUGGACACACCAAAGACGAUUAGUCAUUGGGCAAACUUCAGAGAUGGAAGUGACUGUUUCAUACUGCUAAAAAAAAACUUGACCCACCUGAAACCACUCAGUGGUGAUCGUUUUAUGAGGAUUAAUGGCAUGUUCUCUUGUGGGCCCAUCUUUGACCUCUGUGCUCUCCUAGAGUUUAAAACACUAGCCAUGAAAUGUGGUAGAGACGUGUGACACAUUAGGCCCACCAUGCUAGACCGUAGUGGGCAACAGUGUUACAGACACAAUACAAUACAUGAAAGCUAAAAGGAAACCUCUUGACUUUCUAGUCUUAGUUUUAAACAUGGCUUGAGUUGGGACUGAUUAUAGAAGUCUCUGAGGAAGCGAAGAGACCAUGUGUAACAUCUCAACCUCGUGCAAUGUUGACUCAAACAUAGACCAGUUCUUCCAGCCAGUGCUGUAUAUUAUCGUCAUCGUUCUUGGGUUCCCCACCAACUGCAUGGCCCUGUGGGCCGCGUACAUGCAAGUCAGACAGAAGAAUGAGUUGGGGGUCUACUUGAUGAACCUCUCGGUGGCUGACCUCUUGUAUAUAGCCACUUUGCCACUUUGGAUCGACUAUUUCAUCCACCAUGACAACUGGAUCCACGGUCAAGUGUCCUGCAAGCUGUUCGGUUUCAUAUUUUACACCAACAUCUACGUCAGCAUCGCCUUCCUCUGCUGCAUAUCUGUGGAUCGUUACUUGGCAGUGGCUCAUCCCCUGAAAUUCGCUAAAGUCCGCAGAGUCAAAACAGCCUUGCUGGUCAGCGUUGUUGUGUGGGUAGCAGAAAUAGUGGCCAACUCUGCGCCUCUCUUCCACGAUGAGCUUUUCAAGGACCGCUUCAACCACACCUUCUGCUUCGAGAAGUAUCCCAUGCAGGAUUGGGUGGCCGCGAUGAACCUUUACCGCACUUUUCUCGGUUUCUUGGCGCCUUGGGGAGUGAUGCUGGCUGCGUACAGAGGCAUCCUGAGAGCCGUGCGCAGCAACGUCUCCACUGAGCGCCAAGAGAAGGCCAAAAUCAAGAGGCUGGCCCUCAGUUUGAUCCUCAUCGUCCUCCUCUGCUUCGCUCCCUAUCACGUCCUUCUGUUGUGGCGUAGCGUGCUCUUCCUUAGCAACCCCUGCGAUUGCGGUGCUGAGGAGAACUUGUUUGGUGCUUAUCAUGUGACUUUAGCACUCACCAGCCUCAACUGCGUGGCGGACCCCAUCCUCUACUGCUUUGUCAACGAAGGGGCCCGUAAUGACGUGGGCCGGGCCCUGGCCACUCUCUUCGGUCUCUUCCAACGGGGCCAAAGCCCAGAGGCACUCAUGGGAGCAUCCAUCACCGUUGAGACACCUCUGGCUAUGAAGAAGCCCGAUUUCUACAGUGAGGUCAAAACAAAUGCUUAUAAAACUGACAUUGAAGUGCUCAAAGAUGAGUGCCUUCAAAUGACCAUUCUCAGUGUUAAAAAGUGAAGUUAAAUGUCGAUGUGACAUACAGCGGUCCCAUAAAGUGUGUGGAAUUGAAAUGCAUGUGCGAGUGUACUGUACAUAUUAUGGUGAUGAAGUUUUAUAUCACGUUGAUUUCUAGUAGAUGAAUGAAGUUCUCCUCACUAACAUUUAACAACCAAAAAAGUCAGAAUACUUUUUUGUCUUAAUUUAAAACAAUAUUUCUUUUGUUUUACAAUUUAAAAUCCAACAAACUUUUUUUUUUUGCUUGAAAUCUGUACUUGUGUUAUCUGUCUAUCUAAAACAAUGCCACUUGAUUUGAUUUUGUUACAUAAUGCAUAAACAUGCAUUUGUUUUGUUUUGUUCUUGUCCAUAAAAUGAAAAUUAAUGAGAUCAAACGGUUAUUUUCGACCCCACUGAUUUAAUUACAAAAACAAAAUUUCAUGGACUAAAUUUAAAUUAUUUAAACAUUCUGUACUAUCUUCUUUUGUGUUCCAUUAAAGAAACACACACACACAAAAGGGUUUGGGACAGCAUAAUUUGUGAUUAAAUAAUGACAGAAUUUUCCAUUUUGAGUGAAUUUUAAGUGUAUAAUUACUUUGUGGGGCCGCUGUAUAAGGUGCACUUUCUGACAAUAACUAUACCAACACCUAUGUGUACCUCAAGUUCUACCCAGAAACACUGUCUAUGAUAAAAUCUUUAACUUGGAGAUGAGGAUUAAUCAAUAUCAGCAAAAUACUGAUGUCAAAAAUCCCUCUCCUUUUGAAUGUUUUAUAUGUACAUGCCUGCCAUUUGUGUCGGUUAAGAUUUUACAGGAAAUAUACUCUACUAUCCCUAUUUUGAAAUUAUUGCCCAAUUAUUUAUUUCCCCACUGAUGUCACAGUCAACACAAAUACCAUAUGGGCUGUGUCAUGUCUUAAUAUGCAUCUUAAUACGCUGUAUAAAGUCUUAACAAGACUCUUUACCAAGAGGAGCGUGUUUCUCUCAGCUGUCUCGUGUUUGACAUACUUUCUGUUCAGUGGCCCACAGAUACCCAAAACGGAAACUGUUUUCCAAACAAUGGGCUUUGCUGUUGUUUACAUUUUCUUUCUUCAUUAGUUCUCCAGGUGCCCUAUUUCAGCCUACCAAACUGUAAGUCCUGAAUGUCAGCAGUGAGAAAGUGCAAUGUAAUGGAUUUGCUGUUAUGCCAAAAUAAAAUACAUGAUGUCGGUCGUU
Molecule: messenger RNA, 3108 nt
Organism: Cyprinus carpio (common carp)
Lineage: Eukaryota; Metazoa; Chordata; Actinopteri; Cypriniformes; Cyprinidae
Product: G protein-coupled receptor 4
Biological process (GO): G protein-coupled receptor signaling pathway
Cellular component (GO): membrane
Molecular function (GO): G protein-coupled receptor activity
Source: RefSeq, a predicted model, not a curated record